GGCAUCCAGCUUGCACUCACUCUCCCACCAUGUUCAGGGUACCCACUAUUGUCUCUCUUUUACUCCUUGCACUUCCAACCACUGUCUUUUCUUCUCCAUGUGUCACAUUCGAUGCCACCUUCAACCUCCUUGUCUUCGGCCUCAAUGGCAAGGACUGGAACGCCGGUACCCAGGAUACGUGGUCCAGUGGUAGCGCUGCUGACAUCACUACUAGCGGACGACCACCGUUUGACGGAGAAAAUACGACAUGCUACCUCGCUCAGUUUUUCAAUACGGUAUACGUUAUGAAUGGCGAUGCUGCCAACCCCUCUUCGGUUCACAUCUACGAUGCUGGUACUAAGUCAUGGUCCACGCAGUCCGUGACAACCGGCUCUUUCGACCCUUCAUCCUUCAAUACCAUUCUCGACCAUGACACCAACGUUUUCUAUGCUCUGUCGCACGGAGAGCUAUUUUUCUUGGAUAUGGGCGGCCUCAAGGCUGCUAACUCUUCUGCCCUUUCUUGGACUGACGUUUCGAAGUCGCCUUAUGGUGAUUCAUACCAACCCGUCAUGGCGCUCGCCCAGAAUCACAUCCACUUUUUGAAUGUACCUGAUACUCCUGCCGGUGAUGCUCAAAUCUUUGUCAUUCACUGUGAGUUCUUAAGUUAUAAGCUAUUAUGGUGUUAUUCUGAUUCCUAUGUAAAGUCUCGUUCUUCCAGCCCGAGCCUCAAGCGUACCCGCUUCCAGAUGGCAGUGCUUUCCCUGCUACACAUGGUCAAGCCACGUCGUUCUUCCAAGAAAAUGGCGUGCAACAAGAAUUUGCAUUCAUUCCUGAUGAUGGUUCCGCGACAUACGUCAUCAACGUCGAGACCAACACAACACAAUCCCUUCCAGGCCCGUCUACCAAAGAUCCCAAAGCUCAGUACGCCGCCGGCAUCACUUCCCUGGUCCAGAUCGACAGCACUGGCGCUCUUAGCUUCCUACCUUACAAGCAGGAUGACGCCAGCACCAACGCUAAGGCAGCAUGGGCCAAAGUUGCCAACGUUGCUGCCGUCGCUCCUCCCGGUGCUGCAUCAUCUAAGAGCGGAAGCGCUGGCACUUCGGCGAGCAGAACUGGCUCAACUAGCCCGUCUGGUACAGGCAGUCCCAGUUCCAAAAGCACUUCAGGCGAUCAGUCAACUAAUGAUGCAAUGUCGUUGAGCGGUAGGGGGAUGAACACCUUGAUGGUGUUAGCAGGAGUGUUCAGCAUCUUUGCAUGCUUCUUGUGAGGGGUGGAGCUUUCCUUGCUUUCUUUGCUUUCGGACAGUGUUUUUCUUUCGCGAUAUUCGAGGAGACCCUAACAUUCCUAGCCCUGACACGCCCACUCUGUUGUGAGCGCCUCACAUUUACUUACGUAGCAUCAGCAUGGUCGUUGGCAUUAGAUUAUAUCGUACUAAGUCCGCUUCUCUCUUAACCUGACAGAGUGUGGUGCUUGUGAACUCCAGUCCUUACUUUGGAGUCGUUGACCGACUUACACAUGUGUAAAUCCCACGCCAGAUUCGGCAUACGCAUUCUUGAAGAGCCCGUGAAGAGAGUAAGGGGCCUUAAGGCAGACCGAUUCAAUAGUACCUUAGUUGACAG
This is a messenger RNA of Somion occarium, 1598 nucleotides long. Lineage: Eukaryota; Fungi; Basidiomycota; Agaricomycetes; Polyporales; Cerrenaceae. The record is from the annotation of a GenBank genome assembly.